CGUGGCCGACCGGUGCGCUUGGCGGUGACGUGACGUCACAACCGCUUUCGUUUCAAAUCAAAAUGCAAUCGAGCAAGUUGCCAUAAAUCGUGCGAAAAGUCUGAUGUGCUCGUGCGUGGGCGAGCAGGCGGGCUCCGCGUGCACGCGCCGCCUCCUCUUCCUCUUCCUCCUCCUCCUCCUCCUCGCUUCGGACGGCGCGGCCACGCCACGGCGCACGCGGGAUGCUUCGGCUUUGUUCCGCGCGGACACGAAGCAGCGGAACCGCCGCCGCCGCCGCCGUGUUCGGGAUGACUCGUCGGUUCCGACCGAGGCUUCCUGCGUGACGCUUUUUUUUCCCUGUUUUUUUUGGGGGGGGGAAUAAUAAUAAUAAUAAUAAUAAUAAUUCUUCUUUUUGAUGACGCUCGCAGGACUUGAGAGUGGAAGGAAGCGAUUUGAAAAGCGAAGAACGUCAGCUGCUUCUCGCUGGACUUCCGAUCCUCAAUUAGCGGACGAUGCACGUCGAGGCGCAACAACAACAUUUUGGGGGAUUUUCUUCUUUGGUUUCAGUCGAGCGACAGCGACAUUUCCUCAUCGAACUAAUCAUAAGAAGGUCGUCAACGGUUGCACUGUAAUGAGGAUCACGUGUCAAGCUCCUCUUCCUCCUCUCCCUCCUUUGAGGCCUUCCGUGACCCCCCCCCCCUCCAAUCCCAGCGAAGUUCGAAGUCGAAGCCGGCGGGCGGGCGCCAUGCGCAGCGGGCGCGGGACGUCCGAGCAGUGGGCGGCGGCCGCGCCCGGGGGGCGCCCGCGGGCGGCGAGCGUCCGCGGGCGUCUGGUCCCGGCCUUCGCGCUGGCCGUCCUGACGCUCAUCGCGGUGACCGCCGCGGCCGUGGCGCUGGGGGUCCGCUUCGAGGAGUGCGGGGGCCCCGAGGAGGGCGCCGCCGCCGCCGCGACGGCCCGGCCCCGCCGUCGCGGCGGCGAGCGGGCGGCGGCGGAGGAGGCGCCGUGGCGGGCGAGCCGGCUGCCGGGCUCGCUCAGGCCGCGCCACUACGACCUCCGCGUGGCCGUCCGCAUGGACAACUUCACCUUCGCCGGCGACGUCAGCAUCGACGUGGAGUGCGUCAACGCCACCAGAUUCGUCGUGCUGCACGCGCACGCGCUCCAGGUGUCGAGCGUGUCGGUGACGGCCGACGGGCCGGGGGGCGGAGCCGUCCGCGUCCAGCGCCACUUCCUGUUCCCGCCCAAUCAGAUGCUGGUGUUGGUCCUCCAUCGAGAGCUCAAAGCUCCCCGGACGUAUCGAGUCAACGUCACCUUCGACGCCGCCAUCGAGGACGAGCUGCUCGGAUUCUUCAGGAGCUCUUACACGCUCGACGGGGAGAGGCGCUUCCUGGCGGUGACCCAGUUCAGCCCGACGCACGCCCGCAAAGCGUUCCCGUGCUUCGACGAGCCGGCGUACAAGGCCACCUUCUCGCUGAGCCUGCGUCACGACCCGCAGUACACGUCUCUGGCCAACAUGCCGGUGGAGCGCGGCGGCGGCGGCGACCGCGACGACGACCACGACGACGACGGCGGCGGCGGCGGCUGGACGACCCGACGCUUCGCACGCACGCCUCGCAUGUCCACGUACUACCUGGCCUGGGCCGUGUGCAACUUCACGUCCAGAGAGACGCGCGGCGACGGCGGAGUGGCGAUCCGUUUGUUCGCGCGACCGGACGCCGUCGCCGACGGCGCCGGCGACUACUCGCUUCACAUCGCCAAGAGGCUUCUGGGCUUCUACCAGGACUUCUUCCAGGUCCAGUACUCGCUGCCCAAACUGGACUUGCUGGCGGUGCCCAAGCACCCGUACGCCGCCAUGGAGAACUGGGGCCUGAGCGUUUUCGCGGAGCAGAAGAUCCUGCUGGACGCCCGAGUGUCGUCGGCGUCCUACCGGAUGGAGCUGACCAUGGUGGUCGUCCACGAGAUCUGCCACCAGUGGUUCGGCGACCUGGUGACGCCGGUGUGGUGGGAAGACGUGUGGUUGAAGGAAGGCUUCGCUCACUACUUCGAGUACGUCGGCACCGACUUCCUCUUCCCGAAGUGGAACAUGGAGAAGCAACGAUUCCUGACGGACGUCCUCCACGAGGUCAUGUUGCUGGAUGGCCUGAGCUCCUCUCAUGCCAUCUCGCAGGAGGUGAAGGACGCCGCCGACAUCCACCGCGUUUUCGACUGGAUCGCAUACAAAAAAGGGGCAGCGCUGAUCCGGAUGCUGGCCAACGUGAUGGGACAGAGACUCUUCCGGAAAGGACUGAACGAUUAUCUGCUGAGUCACAUGUACGGCAACGCGGCGCGCGACGACCUGUGGAGGAAACUGUCUGAGGCCAUGCGGUCGGAGGGGCAGGGCAUCGACGUCGGCGCCGUGAUGGACAGGUGGACUCUGCAAAUGGGAUACCCCGUCGUCACCAUCAGCAAGAACCAAUCGGAGCGUUUCGCCACGCGUUACAUCACCGUCAGCCAGGAGCAUUUCCUGUACGGGCAGGACGGGAGGGGCAACAGCAGCAGUUUACAGUGGCAGGUGCCGUUGACGGUUGCCAUGGGAAACGGGUCCUGGGUGUGUUCCGAGAGGCUCAUCUGGAUCCACAACAAGACCGAAACUCACAGGGUGAGCGAGAUGGACGACGAGACCUGGUUGCUCGGCAACAUCAACCAGACGGGAUACUUCCGCGUCAACUACGACCUCCAAAACUGGAAGUUGCUGAUUCAGCAGCUCCGCGCCAACCCUCAGGUCAUCUCCGUUGGCAACCGCGCCGGACUCAUUGAUGACGCCUUCAACCUUGCCAGGGCGGGUUACCUCCCCCAGGGCGUCCCGCUGCAGCUGAUUGGCUACCUGGCCGAGGAGGCGGCCUUCCUGCCGUGGCACGCCGCCAGCCGGGCGCUCUACCAGCUCGACAAGCUGCUCGACCGCACUGACGACUACGCGCUCUUCAGCGACUACGUGCUGAAGCAAGUGGCGUCGCGCUACCAUCAGAUGGGCUGGCCUAGCAACGCGGCUAACGGCGACGGCAGCGUCCUGCGGGCGUCCUACCAGACCGAGGAGCUGCAGCGGGAGCUCAUCAUGUUAGCAUGUAGCUUUGGAAACAAACAGUGCCACCGCCAGGCCGUCGCGUACGUCUCAGACUGGAUUUCCAGCAACAAGAACAGGAUCCCUCCCAAUAUCCGUGACGUGAUUUACUGCACGGGUGUAAGUCUGAUGGACGAGGACGUGUGGGAGUUCAUCUGGAUGAAGUUCCACUCGUCGAACGCCGUCUCCGAGAAGAAGAUCCUGCUGGAGGCGCUCACGUGCUCCGACGACACCUUCCUGCUCAACAGGUUGCUAAACUUGUCGCUGACGUCCGACCUGGUGGCCGAGCAGGACGCCAUCGACGUCGUGGUUCACGUGGGCCGAAACCCUCGAGGCAGGAACCUGGCGUGGAGAUUCUUCCGCGAUAAGUGGGACGUCCUCAACGCGCGGUACGGCGAGGCGCUCUUCAUGAACUCCAGGCUGAUCGACGGCGUGACCGAGUUCCUCAACACGGACGCGGAGCUCUACGAGCUGAAGGACUUCAUCCAAUCAAACGGCGUGGGGGCGGGGCCUGCAUUAGCGCGGGCACUGGAGGUCGUGGAGGGCAACGUGCGCUGGCACCGCCUCCACCGGCGACACUUCUACCAAUGGCUGCGCAAAGCUCCCAGCCCCGCCCACCGCUAAGCUUGUCGGUCAACAACACGGACUCGCUGCUCUCAAAAUUCAGUCAAAACUCAUAUGGUGGCUGUCCAAACGUCCCAAAAUAAUGGAACCGGAUUUGAACUGGUUCCAAGCUCGUGCACAACUUAUUACAAACUGUCUAAAAUUGGCUGAGAAACUGCAUUAAAAAUGGUUUUGAACAAGUUGAAAAUGGGAUCAGAACUGACUCGUGAUUGGAUCUGAACUGGUUUUGGAAUAUGAGCCAAGAUGAAACUAGUUCAAAACAAGAUUCAAACUGGUUCAAAACCGGUGCUGACCACAAAUAGGAUCAUUCUGAACUGGAUCAGAUCUGAUUGAAACUUUAUCCGAAUCGGUUAAGAACUGAAGCAGAAAGGAUAACAAACUAGGCCACGCUGGUUUGGAAAUGGAUCGAAACAGGAUUCAAAUCAGUAUAUGAACUGGAGCAGAAUGGAUGACAAACUGGGUCGGUCAAGCUGUUUUGAAACUGGAUCGAAACUGAUUACAACCUGGUUCAAAAAUAGUUUGGAAGUCUUCAAAAGUGGAUCUGAACUGAUUGGGCCUGCGUUGGCGCGGGCACCGGAGGUCGUGGCGGGCAACGUGCGCUGGCGCCGCCUCCACCGGCGACACUUCUACCAAUGACUGCGCAAAUCUCCCAGCCCCGCCGCUGAAGUGACAGGUCAACGACACGUGAUUGGCCGCAUCGCCCACCGCUCUCAAAAUUCUCACUUUCUGUCCCUCCCAAAACAAAAACAAAAACAAGCAAGCGGUGGCGGUCAGGUCAGUUAGCUGUUAGCAGCUCGUCGCGAACAGUACAACCUUUUGUUGUUGUUGUUGUUGUUUUUUUUAUGAAGAGCGGUCGCAAACUUAUUAGUCACGCGAGGAAGAGAUUGGCAGCUCUUCAAUAUAAAAGCAUGCAUAUUAUCUCCCUCAUGUGGAAGUAUUUUAUUUCCUUAACUGGUGUGUCUGUACAAAAAAAAAAAAAGAAAUCAAACCCCGCCCACCUAGCCUCUCCCAGCCAAUGAGCUUUGUGUGACCUCAUAUUUACAUCUGAAGGAUGAGCAAAGGAAGGGAAGAAGGAGGUUCCGUCCAACUCGACUAGAAUGUCCACCGGAACCUGAAGAGCAUGCAUCGCCUGCAUCACCACGGCAACGGCAGAACUGGACUGGUUUCGUUGUCAACAUGAAAGAGGGAUGACGCAGUAAUGGAAGCAGGUUGUCGUGCUUGUUCGGAACUGGAUCAGAAUUGGUUCAGGACCGGUUAGAAAUUGGAUCUGAGCUCGUUUUGGAACAGGAUUUAAACUGCUUUGGAACUCUGGAACUAUUGGAACUUUCCACUUCUGAUACAAAUGCGUGUUGAAAACAAUUGAGCCAUACAUGAAAAACUGUCGUCACUCUUUUGCCUGCUUCGAUACACUCGUCUUUUGCGCGCGCGCGCGUGUGAUUAGCAUUGUUGUCAUUGUUUUGUCUGAUCCUAACCUAAAGAGUCCUUUCAGGGGUUCCCAGACUAAAAGCACACACACGAGUCACGAAAGAAUUUGUACCCGUUUCAAUUCACAAUGCUAAUUAACGAGGAACUGUCGAUGAAAACGUGAGGCGAAGGAAACAACAACAAGUAGUAGAUCAUUUCCUGGGCCUGCUUCCUGUGCUUUCCUGUCUUCUGAUUGGACGUCAAUAAAUGAAAAUGUUGACGUUUA
This is a messenger RNA of Phycodurus eques (leafy seadragon), 5387 nucleotides long. Its product is annotated as thyrotropin-releasing hormone-degrading ectoenzyme-like. Gene Ontology annotation, cellular component: cytoplasm. The transcript is spliced from 21 exons. Lineage: Eukaryota; Metazoa; Chordata; Actinopteri; Syngnathiformes; Syngnathidae. Gene Ontology annotation, molecular function: metalloaminopeptidase activity; zinc ion binding; peptide binding. The record is from RefSeq and is a predicted model, not a curated record. Bases 395 to 3697 code for a protein of 1100 amino acids. Gene Ontology annotation, biological process: proteolysis; peptide catabolic process.